Messenger RNA from Arabis nemorensis, 999 nucleotides. The record is from the annotation of a GenBank genome assembly. Lineage: Eukaryota; Viridiplantae; Streptophyta; Magnoliopsida; Brassicales; Brassicaceae.
AUGUCGCAAUUAAAAGAUCAAACCACGUCACGUGAGUCAUGUUCCGCGUUCGAUCCACAUAAGCACCUAAACAUCACAAUUAACCCCGAUGGCUCAUGCACGCGCCACUUCGUCUAUCCGAUGGUCAAUCCCGACCCGGACCCGUCCCCGGGAAAACUCGCCGCCUCCAAAGACGUCACAAUUAACCAAGAAACCGGUUUAGUCGUCCGAAUUUUCCGACCAACCAACCUCCCUUCUAACGACAACACGGUCGCUCGUCUUCCGAUCAUCCUCCACCUCCACGGCUCCGGUUGGAUCCUUUACCCGGCCAACUCCCCCGCAAACAACCGCGGUUGCUCUCAAAUGGCUAGCGAGUUAACGGUGAUAGUCGUCUCCGUUAACUACCGUUUAGCUCCUGAGCAUAAACUCCCGUCUCAAUACGACGACGCAUUAAACGCUCUGCUUUGGGUCAAACAACAAGCCGUUGACUCAACUAACGGAGAGCCAUGGCUUAGAGACUACGCCGAUUUUUCACGGUGCUACAUCUGCGGCUCGAGUAACGGCGCCAACAUCGGUUUCCACGUGGCGUUAAGUUCGUUAGACCACGAUUUAACGCCGUUAAAAAUCGACGGCUGCGUUUUUUACCAACCGUUUUUUGGCGGGAAAACGAGGACGAGAUCGGAGCUGACGAAUUUCGCCGAUCCGUUUAUGCCGGUUCCGGCGAUCGACGCGUUGUGGGAGCUUUGUUUGCCGGAAGGUGUUGAUCGGGAUCAUAGGUAUUGUAAUCCGUUGGGUUAUUUGCCGCAGAAGGAGAAAGUGGGGAGAUUGGGACGGUGUUUGGUGAUCGGUUACGGCGGAGACACGGCGGUUGAUCGGCAACAAGAUUUCGUGAGUUUGCUUGUUAAUGCUGGUGUUAGGGUUGAAGCUAGGUUUGAUGAUGCUGGUUUCCAUGGAAUCGAGCUUGUUGAUCCACGGCGAGCCGUUGCUCUUCUUAAUAUGAUCAGAGAUUUUAUUAAUUGA